AUGUCAUACGAUGCACGCAGGCUCGUGGGCAUCCAAAGCGAGCGCGUUACAAACGUGUCGAGCACAGACUACCCUGGGCACUACCCAGAUGAAGACAACGAAUGGUCCCUGGAAAAAUUCAAAAAGAACUUGAAAGUUAAAGUUCAACGACUUUCGAAUCUGUCAAUAGAUUUUGACCUCGUCGGUGUGGAUGCCUCGAUUGCCAAUGCUUUUCGACGGAUCAUGAUUGCCGAGGUCCCGACGGUGUGCAUAGAAAAUGUCUAUGUCUGGGACAAUACCUCCGUUGUGGUGGACGAGGUUUUGUCACAGCGACUAGGCCUCAUACCACUCAACAUAGAUCCCGACUUGAUAGUGAUGAAAGAGACUUCCGCCGACCAAGCUACCGACCGCAACACCAUCGUCUUUGAGAUUAAACUCACGUGCGAACGCAACCCCAAGGCGAAGAAAGACUCAACCGACCCCGACGAGUCGUACAUCAACCAUGAGGUCCUCUCAUCACAUUUAGUUUGGAAACCAGCCGGAGAACAAGAGGAAGUCUUUGCGGGAAAUCCCCCGGCGCCUACGAACCCCAACAUCGUCUUAGCGAAAUUAAGGCCAGGCCAGGAUGUUCAUGUGGAGCUGCAUGCGAUGAAGGGUGUCGGGAAGGAUCAUGCAAAGUAUUGUCCCGUCGCAACUGCGUCCUACCGCCUACUACCGCACAUCAAAAUCAAGAAGCCUAUCCCCCCACAUUUAGGGGAGAAAUUCCAGAAGUGCUUCUCGCCUGGCGUUAUUAAAAUUGAUCCCCGAACCAAGGAGGUUUCCGUCGACGAACACAAUGUGCGCAAGGACACUGUGAGCCGAGAGGUCCUCCGGCAUCCUGAAUUUAAAGACUCAGUUGAACUAAGCCGGGUGCGAGAUUUCUUCCUUUUCAACGUCGAGUCAGAAGGCGCAUACUCCCCGGAGAGAAUGUUAACCGAAGCCAUCAAGGUGAUGCGAGAAAAACUCAAGAAAAUUCGCCAAGCCGCAGAGGCGUUGUACGAUCAGGUGGAGGUGGAUGGUGAUGUGACGAUGGCAGACGUAUGA
Laccaria bicolor S238N-H82 is the source of this 1062-nucleotide messenger RNA. RefSeq lists its product as uncharacterized. The transcript has 6 exons. Lineage: Eukaryota; Fungi; Basidiomycota; Agaricomycetes; Agaricales; Hydnangiaceae. Gene Ontology annotation, molecular function: protein dimerization activity. Gene Ontology annotation, cellular component: RNA polymerase III complex; RNA polymerase I complex. The record is from RefSeq and is a predicted model, not a curated record. Gene Ontology annotation, biological process: DNA-templated transcription. Bases 1 to 1062 code for a protein of 353 amino acids.